Oncorhynchus gorbuscha (pink salmon) is the source of this 1638-nucleotide messenger RNA. Its product is annotated as SH3 and multiple ankyrin repeat domains protein 3-like. Gene Ontology annotation, cellular component: postsynaptic membrane; postsynaptic density; dendritic spine. NCBI's taxonomy places the organism in Eukaryota, Metazoa, Chordata, Actinopteri, Salmoniformes, Salmonidae. The record is from RefSeq and is a predicted model, not a curated record. The transcript is spliced from 3 exons. Gene Ontology annotation, molecular function: ionotropic glutamate receptor binding; synaptic receptor adaptor activity. Bases 425 to 727 code for a protein of 100 amino acids.
GCAAACCAUCGGUGAUUGGGGAACUGAGUUCCAGACUGCAGCAGCUGAAUAAGGAUACCAGGUCUCUGGGGGAGGAGGAGCCACUGGGGGCAUCGCUGGACCCUGGGAGGAAGUCCCCUGUGACAGGUGCCAGAACUGACUGUACGCCCAGGAGGGCAAGACGACCGUACUUUUCAGCAGUCUAGGAGAGCUCCACACCAUUUCCCAGAGAAGCUACGGCACUUCCUACACCAUCCGGCCCGGCAGCCGCUACCCCAUAACACGCCGAAUCCCAAGCCCCGGCUCAGGUUCCCCAGAUCGGGGUGACCCCCUAAGUCGACUCCCAGGCUUCGGCUUACCCAUUUCACCCACCACGCCGCCCCAGACCAUCCUCAAGUCAUCCAGCCUCAGCCUGCCCCAUGAGCCCAAAGAAGUGCGCUUUGUUAUGAGGAGCUCCAGCGCCCGGUCCCGCUCCCCAUCUCCCUCUCACUCUCCUGGGCUGGGCUCGCCCCUCCUGGCCCUCAGGCCCUUCCACCAGAAGCCCCUCCACCUGUGGAACAAGUACGACGUUGGAGACUGGCUGGAGAGCAUCCACCUGGGGGAGCACAGGGCCGGCUUUCAGGAGCAUGAGAUUGAGGGAUCGCACCUGCCAGCACUCACCAAGGACGACUUUGCUGAGCUGGGGGUGACGCGGGUGGGACACCGCAUGAACAUCGAGCGAGCACUCAAACAGCUGCUGGAGAGCUGACCCCUGCCCUGAGAGAGAGAGAGAGAGAGAGAGAGAGAGAGAGAGAGAGAGAGAGAGAGAGAGAGAGAGAGAGAGAGAGAGAGAGAGAGAGAGAGAGAGAGAGAGAGAGAGAGAGAGAGAGAGAGAGAAAUGGAUAGACCACCCCAGUUUUGAACCAACUCCAUUUUAGGUCGCUGCUUUUCAUUUCUUUUUUUUCUGAUGUGUCUGAACGUUUCAGUGAUUGCGUUCAUAUGCAGCUCUCAGCACUGCACUGAAUUAUGAAGACCCUCCCCCAUCUCACAACCUAUCAGAUGAGUCCUCUGAAAGAGGCACAGAAACUCUUUGCAGAACAGAAUCUCGCAUGAGCUCCGAUGAUUUGAUUUGUGACUGCUUGAGUUGCUCCUUUAGUCACACCUUUAACCUAUCCCACAGACCUUUCCUUCGCUGUGCCGUUCUUCUUCUCUCUGUCCCUCCAUCUCUUUCCCUCCGGUUCAUUGUUUGCCUCUAAAGGAUCCCCAGUUUGUGUGAAGAAGAGGAGGAUGAAUCUUGUUCCAAACGGAAAGUUCAGUUGCCUUUCAAAAUAUUCUUACAGAGAUCAGCUACGUUGAACACAGGAGUAAAGAUGCAGUACUGACCUAGUAUUGACAUAGAACUGACAUACUGAUACAGUACUGACCUAGUAUUGACAUAGAACUGACAUACUGAUACAGUACCGACCUAGUAUUGACAUAGAACUGACAUACUGAUACAGUACUGACACAGGCCUCUCUCCACUCUGCCUGGCAUUGUGUUUAACACUUGUGCCCAGAGACAGAGUUUGAUGUUGGAGACCACGUGGGGAGAACUCAUCUAUCCUGGGACCGUCUCACGGACUGACUGUGCUAUCUAUUAUAUUUGGAGAAUGUUUAACCAACACUAGUGGCUUUUUUCAU